This is a messenger RNA of Rotaria socialis, 1299 nucleotides long. Lineage: Eukaryota; Metazoa; Rotifera; Eurotatoria; Philodinida; Philodinidae. The record is from the annotation of a GenBank genome assembly.
AUGUUUGCAUUACGACUCGUAACGAGUGUCUGUAUAUUUGCUACACUCAUCUAUUUACUCUUUAACUACUCAUCCGUCGAGCUUGUCUUUCAUCCUGAUCGCUAUCAUGGCCAUGAAAUUCAAAAGGGAAUCUUUUUUGAAGGCUGGUAUUACAAAAUAGUUCUAAAUGAUUAUGAAAAUACAUUGGUUGUUAUUCCCGGUGUGCAUAUGAAUGAUAGCAAUCGACAUUCAUUCAUUAUGAUUGCUUACGGGAAUAUUUCGCAUUAUUUUCGAUUUCCCUAUGAAACAAUAUCCUCGUCUACUGAUGAAUUCCAUUUUACGAUUGAUAAUAAAAAAAAUAUUUUCUCCUAUGAUCAACUUAUCGUUGAUGUUAAACCAAAUAGUGAUGACGAUGCAACAGAAAGCUUUCAACUGAAUUUAACUCUAUCAUCAAAUCUACUCGUACCCGAUUUAUUUUGGAUUUUACCAGGCACCAUGGGCCCAUAUUCGUGGAUACCAACUAUGCAAUGUUAUCAUCAUGUUCUUAGUAUGAAAACUACUAUUCAUGGUUCAAUGCAAAUGAAUCAAAAUGCAAAACAGACUAUUUCGGGUAUUGGUUACAUAGAAAAAGACUGGGGAAAUUCAUUUCCAUCGAUAUGGAUUUGGGGUCAAGCAAAUCAAUGGGAACAUCUUCCGGCAACAUCAUCAGCUAGUAUAUUUUUUUCAUUAGCACUUAUUCCAUGGUAUUUUAAUCUUGAAUUUGCUGGAUUUCUUAUUGUUUUUGAACAUAAUAAUGAAUUUUAUCGUUUUAAUACCUAUUUACAAUCGAUUAUUCAUGAUUUAAUGAUUGAUCCAGAUACGCAUGAAAUUUCAUUUGAUGUUUAUGAUGUUUUAUUUCAAUAUAAACUUCAUGUGAGUAGUUAUUCUAAUGGCUUAAAUAAUAUUGAUGGUGCUCUGUUAUAUGGGCCACGUUCUGAUCGAAUGAUAAAAUAUGUAAAAGAACUUCUGACAAAAAAUAUUCAUUUUGAUGUUCGAUUAUCGAAAUUAGUCCAAAAUAUGACAUCGAACAACGACGACAACAAUCUAUUUAUUAAACAUGGAUAUUAUGAAGAGAUUAUUUUUCAAGGACGCGCCCAAAGUGUUGCUUUAGAAAUAACUGGUAAUGUGAAAUGGUUAAGUGAAAAAUUUCGUCAAGCAUAUGAAAAUAUUUAUCCAUGGAAUUUUUCAUUAAUACGAAGUAUAGUUAUGCAUUAUAAAUUAAUAUUAACAAGUAUCUUGACUAUGAUCAUUAUGUCGUUUAUUUUUGCGAAAUGUCGAUGA